GCAAUAACAUUGCAAGAAUACGGGCUGAUAUCCGGAUAUCAUCAUCCGGAUACACAGAGUGGUGGAAAGCACUGGCGAGAAACCCAGACGCGGCAAACGAGGAAGGAUGGCACCAAAGCAACAAGCGUCCAAGAAGACCGUCCAGAAGGCCAAGGAAAAGGCCGUGGAGGACAAGACGUUCGGCCUGAAGAACAAGAACAAGAGUAAAAACGUACAGAACUACAUCAAGACGGUGGCGCACCAGGUCAAAGGCACGAGCGAGCGCGAGGAGCGCAAGAAGCUUGAUGAGAAGAAGGCGGCGUUGGCGGCCAAACAGGCCAUGGAGAAGCAAAUGAACGAUCUUUUCAUGUCUGCGAUUAUCCAGCCCAGGGUGCCCCUUGGCGUCGACCCCAAGACCAUCGUAUGCGAGUUCUUCAAACAAGCGACGUGUUCCAAGGGCAACCGAUGCAAAUUCUCCCACGAUCUCAUGGUGGGCAAGAAGGCGAUCAAGAUCAACCUGUACGAGGACGAUCGAAAAGAAGGUACCAACCAUAUCCCAUCGUCGCCAUGUCGUUCUUCACGUGCAUGUUCCUUUACAGACAAGAUCGAAGACUGGGAUCAAAAGAAACUCGAAGACGUGAUCACGGAAAAGCACGGCCAAAAGGUGGCCACGCAGACGGACAUUGUGUGCAAGUACUUUCUGGACGCGAUCGAAAAGUCCCAGUACGGGUGGUUCUGGAGCUGUCCGAACGGCGGCAAAGCGUGCAAGUACCGCCACGCGCUGCCGCCGGGAUUUGUAUUCCAGACCAAGGCCGAGCGGGACUUGGCCAAGGGCAAGAAGGUGGACGACGUCAGCAUCGAAGAGAUCAUCGAGCAGCAGCGCGCCAAACUCGGCGCCGGCGGCGGCACUCCCGUCACCGAGGCAUCGUUUGCCCAGUGGAAAGUGGAAAAACUCGCGCGCAAGGCUGCCGACGACGAGAAGCGCCGGAAAGAAGAGGCCAAGAAGACGGGCGGCCGCAGCAUUCUCAGUGGACGCGCGUUGUUCUCGUACGACCCGACGCUCUUCCGAGAUGAUGACGAUGCCGCCGAAGACGAGUACAACGUCCGAAACAGCGACGACGAAGAGGAUGAGGAUAAGCCCGCGUUUCGAGGAGGGGUCGACGCGGCCGCGGCCCACAUGGACAAGUCGUUGUACCUUCAAGACGAGGAUAACUUAGACGAACUCAUGGACGAAGAGUAGAGUGACAGAUGAAGCAUCAAGUAGGUGGAGGCGGCAGCAUGGAUCGAAAAGAUUUAAUGGGUUCAUGCAUGUGGUGUUGCAGUGGUCAAGAUAUACUACUAGUAAUAUUAGUGCCGGUGGUUGUUGGACUG
Molecule: messenger RNA, 1350 nt
Organism: Aphanomyces astaci
Lineage: Eukaryota; Oomycota; Saprolegniomycetes; Saprolegniales; Verrucalvaceae
Exons: 3
Coding region: 107-1219 (370 amino acids)
Biological process (GO): cytoplasmic translation
Cellular component (GO): cytosol
Molecular function (GO): metal ion binding; mRNA binding
Source: RefSeq, a predicted model, not a curated record